AAUCGCAAAAUGAGGGACGGCCUACAUAAAUCCAUGUCCGGUGCCCCGCAAUGGCUACCGGAGUGCAUACGUGGCUCCAAAGCCCUACCUCCUGAUGCCACCCAAACCGGUGGCCAAACGGCGCACAUGUUCACCAUCGGUGCUAAUGGGGGUGUCAUAGGAGCCCCACCAUCGCCAAUGAUCCGGGCCAGUGGUCACCACCAUAAGAGCCACUAUCAGCUACACCCCCACCAGGAGGGUCAGGUGUCAGACUACCACUCAUCUAACAUACCAAACACCCCCACCAGAAUAUGCUACCAGUGCUCUCGCAGAACUCAGGGCACUGGCAAUCAUAUGCAGCACAUGUAUGUCAUAUGCACGUUGCCAUAUCAUUACUGGAGUACGAAGUCAUCCGGACCACUGCCCCCGCAAUACGAGGACAGUGUGGGGCUCCCGGGGCUGGACAACAGGUCCGGUACGCGACACACGGAGGACAGCAACGUGUUGUCGUUAAUGUCAAAGACCACCACCAGUGCCAACAGCCAGCACCGGGCGAUCAACAACACCAACAACAUUACCGGAUUCAUCACACAAGGGUAG
Messenger RNA from Oppiella nova, 579 nucleotides. The record is from the annotation of a GenBank genome assembly. Lineage: Eukaryota; Metazoa; Arthropoda; Arachnida; Sarcoptiformes; Oppiidae.